Molecule: messenger RNA, 4032 nt
Organism: Callithrix jacchus (white-tufted-ear marmoset)
Lineage: Eukaryota; Metazoa; Chordata; Mammalia; Primates; Cebidae
Product: Ig gamma chain C region
Source: RefSeq, a predicted model, not a curated record
GUGCAAUGCGUGUGUGCCCGUGUGUGUGCAAUGCGUGUGUGCCCGUGUGUGUGCAAUGCGUGUGUGCCCAUGUGUGUGCAUGCAGUGGGGAUACCUAGUCCGCUGCACGUUCUCUCUUAUGCACAGUCUGAUCCAGGUUCAUAGCUUCCCCCCCGGAGUCCAUGCUGCAGGCUCUUCCUCCUAGGCCCUCAUGCCAAUCGUCAUUUCUCUUGAGUGGGAUGCUCUGAGCUUGGCUCCCCCUUCAAUGGGGGUCUCCCCAUGAACCUCACCCCCUUGCCACUCUGUAUGGAGGAAGCUUGAGCUGCUGCCCUGCCACCCUGUCACUCUGCCCUGCCAUCUCUUUUCAACUCUUUUUCCUCUGGCUCAGAGCAACAUCAAAGUGGAUUAGUGAAUCCACUGUUGCUUCAGCAGACACCGGAAAAGGAGCCAGCCUCCUCCUCCAGCAGGCGCCCAGUCUCUAGGAGUCACUUUGCAGUGCCUUGCUUGGCUGGGUGGCGGUGGGGGUUGUGAGGUCAGGGGGAGUUUCCAUCACAGUCUCCCCCAGGCUGACAACUCCUCUCGAUCCUCUCCCUCCAUGCCAGCGGAGUGUAUAGACCCCAAAGAGACGGUAUGGCUGGGGAGCAGGCUGGGCUCGGCUGCUUUGUAAUCAGUCUUGAGAACAUACCUGGCCCCAAAGGUCCAUUUGUUGUUAUCGAGUGUCUAUUCUGUGCCCAGCACUGUGUGGCUACUGCUGACAGCCAUGAACAAAUGGCAGUAGUCUUCAGGGGAAACCGCUUUUCAUGAGGGAAACGGAUAAAAACAAAUCAGUAUUCAUCAGGGCUAACCACUGGAAAGCCAAGUAAAGCAGGGUAAGGAGAUGGAGAGAGACAAAAGGGAGAGGCUGUUUUCACAGGGAGCUCACAGAAACCGGUGGCUGCGUUUCAAAUUCACCUUUCCCCAACAUGGAGCCUAGCAGACAAUUCUGGGCCAUGGGAAAUCCACGCUGACAUCAUGCAAGCCUAGUUAAGGCAAGGGUUGGGUUUCAAAGUCUAGGCUCUUUCUUGGUUGCACGUAGUUGUGUAUGUCAAGGCUCACUUCUCAACCCUCUGGGCCCAUGUCUGAUCCAUUCUGCAUUCCCAGAAGCCGUGUCUGGCAACUGAAGAUUUGGUUACACUAGUGACCAAGGACAGGGCAGGCUCUUGAUGCUGCUUGUUCGGCAUGGAGGAGCCUCCAGGCGAAGGGACAUCAAGACUCAGCAUAUCACAGGCCAGCUCUGUGGCCUGAAGCUUCAGGCAGAGCUCAGCCACUUCCCAGUCUUGCUCACGGGGAACCAGAGACAAUCAGAACUCAGUCAAAGGCCCCAGAUGUCUCUCUGGCUGGAGAACUCAGGCCUGAAGGUUUGGGGCUUGGAAGGAGCCCUUGACCACAGUGACCACUUCUCUCACUGUGGCUCAAACCCUUGCUCCAGGCACGGCAGGGAAUGGGGUGGGCUGACCAGCUGGAAAGUAUAAGGCCGGCUCCAGAGGCUGGCCAGUGGCUCCCGGGCUCUUUCAGGGCCGUAUCCAGUGGUUGUCCAGGAACAGACGAGGAGCGCUGUGAGUGAAUCUCUCACCAUGGCCACUACACCUGGGUGGGCCCUGGGCUCCCUCCUGCCUACCCUUCUGCUGGGAUUCACAGCUGGACAGCCCUUCAUCUCUCUGACUGGUCCGUCUCAGAGGACAACCCCUGGAGAUUCGGUGCCUUUCAACUGUACUGCUGGCCCCUUCAACUCCCAGCACUUCUCCCGGGACUUCAAUGUUACCUGGUUGAAGGACAGUGAUGAACAUCCAGCCUCAGCCCAGCGCCUGGUGCCUGACAAUGAAGGCAAUGACUUCAUCACCAGCAAGGCAUGGGUGACACUGGCCCGACAGGAUGUCUCAUCGGAGAUCACCUGCAAAGUCACCCACAGGGCCCUGGCAGAGCCCUUGCAAAGGACCAUGAAGCUCUCCCAAGUACUCCGAGUUGUCCCCACCCUGAAGAUCACCACCGAACACUCUGGGACCAGUGUACGUGCACAAGACAGAGUGAAUCUCACCUGCCACGUCCAUCACUUCUAUCCCCGCCGCCUGCAACUCACCUGGAUGCAGAACAGGCGCAUGAUCCAGACCCUGGAGUCCCCUCAGGCCACCAGAAAUCCAGAUGGGACAUACUCUCUGGAGCACACGUGGCAGGCAGAGGUCACGCUGGAUGAGCAGGAGUUUGCUUGCUGGGUGGUCCACGAUGAGCAGCCUCCGCUCAAGACCAACAUCACCCUGCAAGCCCAGGAGCACAGGCAGGGGAAAGGCAGGAGUGCCCAGCCUCAGCCUCACAAGUUGCAAGGCCCCCUUCAGCGAUCUGAACCUGGCACAAGGAUCCGAUUGACCUACACAUCCUCUGGCUUCUUGACAAACCAGGUUACUGUGACCUGGCUUAAAAACAAACAUGAGCUCCCAAAGCCCCAGACCAGCGUCCGCCGCAGUGGACACACCUACAAUGUGACCAGCAGUGUGCUCGUCCCGCUGACAGAUGAUGAUGUGCUCUCCCACGUCAUUUGCUAUGUCGAGCACAAGUUGAUGCUAAUUUUCCAGAAAACCAUUGAUCUGGACCAGUACCUCCGGGUUCCCCCUGCAGUGACAGUGUCCCAGUCUUCCACCUCCUCCAGCUUGGUGGCUGUUACUUGCUUCGUGCAGAGAUUCUAUCCACAAAAUGUGCACCUCACCUGGCUAGAGGACUGCCGUACACUCAAAGGCAUUGAGCAACCCACAUCCAAGAAGAAUGAUGAUGGGUCCUAUACCCUGGAAAAUGUGCUGCUGGUGAAUGCAUCAGUGCAGGGGCUUGAGCGGGUCCUCACCUGCAUGGUGGAACAUGAGGGACAGCUUCCCAAACGGGCCAACCUCAUACUGUCCACAGCAGCUCACACCACAUGUAAGCUCAUUGGGAGCACAGGUCCAGAGAUGCCUGCCCUUAUCUUUGUGGUUUUUCCCUCUGGGCCUCAAGGUGCUGCUGGUGAUGAGUUUCACAGUGACCUACAUCUGCAGGAGGUGGAACCUGUGACAGCUCCUGCAUGCAGAAACAUUAACCUCCAGCCCUCUCCAAGGGCUUCAUGUGGGGAGAAGCUGCAGGGACUUACAGGUGACUAAAGACCCUUCAGUUCGUCCCUGGCACCCCCAUCAUGGACACGCUCCUUUCUGCACACCCUCCCGGUGUUCCUUCCCUCAGACCUUUGGAGCUGAGUCAGGGACGGAUUUUAUUCAUGAGGACUCCAGGGAUAUCUUGAUUCUGAUGUACUGAGCUUCAGAUUGGCCCUCCUUCUACCCAAGAGAAUCAAACUGAUCAAGAAAAGAAGUUUCUAUUCUGCCCCAUCAUGAACAAUCCUUAAUUUUCAGAGCAGUUUUUACUUUUGAAAGUAUGAUUUCAUUUGAACACACACGUAUUUUGAAAUUACUGGUAAGUUGCAUAAGCAUUUUUCUCUUCUGAGAUGUACAAAAAAAUACAAACAAUAUGCAUGGAUCUACUUCAUAAAAUAUUAACAUUUUGCCAUCAUGUUCUUCAGUUCUUUUCUUUAAAAAAAAAAAGACACUGUUCUGAAUUUGAUGUUUAUCAUUCUCAAGCAUGAUUUUAUACCUUUUUAACAUGUGUAAAUCCUUAAGCAAUGUAUAGGAUCAGUCUUCAUAUUUUUAACAUUGUAUAAAUGCCAUGAUACUGUACACAGCAUUCUAGAACUUUAUUUUUUAUGCUUAACACAGUUUGCCAGGUUUAUUCCUGUUGCUAUCUGAAGUCACAUUUUAUUAAUUUUCCACUGUUCUGUGGUCUUCUAUUGUAAGACUGUGCUAUAAUUUAUCAAUUCUUCUUAUAAUGUUGAAGCUUCAUUCAGUGUUUUGCUGGUACAACUUUGCACAAACAUUCUUACAUUUGUUUCCUUGGGCACGUGUGGGAGACUUCAUCUUGUUCCUCUAGCUUGGUGCACAAAGCUGCAGUACUGGUAUUAUGUGGGAUCUUUCAUUGUAUAAAAACAAGUUUCUAAUUGUUGUUCAA